AUGGAUAAUAUAGAUAACAAUCAACAAGAAGAAGAAGAAGAAGAAGAAGUAAUAGGAAACUUAUUACAAGAUAUUAAACAACUUUGGAUUAAUGAAAGACUUUCACCUGAUCUAUUACCCUAUGACAAUGAGAAAAUAGGUAUUGCAACAUCUAAAAUGCAAGAACGUGAAGAUAUCUUGGCUACUAUCACUUCUGAUCCAUUGGUAGUUCAUAUAUAUGAAAUGGAGAAAGAAAGAAUCAAAUAUAUAGUUAGAUCAUAUCUAAGAACAAGAUUACAAAAGAUUGAAAGAUAUAAUGAAUAUUUAUUAAUGAGAGAAGAAACAAGAAAAAGAAUGUCUGAAUUUGAGAUCAUCUAUUGUACCAAAUACAAUGAUCUAGUUAAAAAUCAUUUUAAUCAAUCAUUUUUAUCAAAUCUUGGUGAUGAUUUGAAAAGAGUAGAUUCUGAUAAAUCUUGUCAAAAACCAAUUACAGAUAAUUAUGUUUUUUGUACACCGAAUGGUAAUGUUGGACAAAUUGAAAUUGAUGAAGAGAGCUUUCACUCUGCUGACCAGUCGUCUAAAAAAGUACAAGCAAAACAAGGUACAGAUGAUCUUGUUAUGCUUCCCAAGAUCUCUGAAGAGGAAAUCGUAGAGAACUUAAAGAAGCGUUAUAUGAAUGAUUUCAUCUAUACAAACAUUGGACCUGUAUUGAUUUCAGUCAAUCCAUUUAGAAAUUUGGGUAAUGCAGGUGACGAUUAUGUAGAUGCAUACAGAGGUAAACAUGCUCAAGAAGUACCACCACAUCUCUAUCAAUUAGCAGAAUCUGCCUAUAGAGCAAUGAAAAACGAUCAAGAAAAUCAAUGUGUCAUCAUUUCUGGUGAAUCUGGUGCUGGAAAGACUGAAGCAGCCAAAAUGAUUAUGAAUUAUAUUUCAAAGGUAUCAGGAGGUACUGAAAAGGUAGAAUAUGUAAAGCAUGUUAUUCUCGAAUCCAAUCCAUUGUUGGAAGCUUUUGGUAAUGCCAAGACACUCCGUAACAACAAUUCAAGUCGUUUUGGAAAAUAUUUUGAAAUUCAAUUUGAUAAGGCUGGUGAUCCAGUUGGAGGUAAAAUUUAUAAUUAUUUGUUGGAAAAGUCGCGUGUAGUUUAUCAAAAUCAUGGUGAACGUAAUUUCCAUAUUUUCUACCAAUUGUUGGCUGGUGCCUCUGCACAAGAGAAACGUGAUUAUGUAUUGUCAUCACCAGAUCAAUUCUACUAUCUCAAUCAAAGUGAAUGUUAUACUGUCGAUGGUAUAGAUGAUGCUGCCGACUAUCGUGAAGUCCGUCAUGCCAUGGAGGUCAUUGGUCUCUCUGCCGAAGAACAAAGCAUUCUCAUGAGACUUGUAGCCUGUGUCUUGCACAUUGGUAACAUUUACUUUAUUGAAGAUGAUAAAGGUAAUGCCGUCGUCUAUGAUCCAAAUGCUCUCGAACUCGCUGCCUCUAUGCUUUGUAUUGAUUCUGCCACUCUCCAAAAUGCCAUUCUUUUCCGUGUUAUCAAUACUGGUGGUGCUGGUGGUGGUACUGGUAAUCGUCGUUCAACUUAUAAUGUUCCUCAAAAUGUAGGACAAGCAUCAGGAGCAAGAGAUGCAUUAGCAAGAACCAUUUAUGAUCGUAUGUUUUCAUGGUUGGUUGAACGUGUAAAUGUAGCUCUUUCCUAUUACCAAUCACCAUUUGCAAAUGUAAUUGGUAUUUUGGAUAUUUUUGGUUUUGAAAUUUUCGAACGUAAUGGUUUCGAACAAUUUUGUAUCAACUUUGUCAAUGAAAAGUUGCAACAAUUCUUUAUCGAGUUGACACUCAAAGCUGAACAAGAAGAAUAUGUAAAGGAAGGUAUUAAAUGGGAACCAAUCAAGUACUUUAACAACCAGAUUGUGUGUGACCUUAUCGAAGGUAAACAACCACCAGGUAUCUUUUCGCUGCUCGAUGAUAUCUGCUCGACCUUGCACGCUCAAUCGACUGGUACCGAUCAAAAGUUCCUUGAAAAGAUGGCCGGUGUCUAUGACGGUCAUUUGCAUUGGCGUUGUAUGACUGGUGCCUUUGCCGUCAAACAUUAUGCCGGUGAGGUAACCUAUGAAGCCGAAGGUUUCUCUGACAAGAACAAAGAUACUCUCUUUUUCGAUCUCAUUGAAGCCAUUCAAACUAGUAAAAUGGCUUUCCUCACUUCGUUGUUCCCAGAGGAUACUGGAUCACUCCAAAAGAAACGUCCAACUACUGCAGGAUUCAAGAUUAAAAACUCGGCUGCCGAGUUGAUGAAGGCUCUCUCUGCCUGUACCCCACAUUACAUUCGUUGUAUCAAACCAAAUGAAACUAAAAAGGCAAAGGAUUGGGAAGGAAGUCGUGUACGUCAUCAAGUACAAUACCUCGGUCUCUUGGAAAACGUUCGUGUCCGUCGUGCCGGUUUUGCCUAUCGUGCUCCCUUUGAAAGAUUCCUCCGUCGUUACAAGAAGCUUUCAAGCAAGACUUGGGGUCUGUGGGGUGAAUGGAAGGGUGAUGCCAAGGAAGGUGCCAAGACUAUCUGUCAAGACCUCAACCUUGACGCCAGUCAAUGGCAACUAGGUGUCACCAAGAUCUUUGUUCGUCAUCCAGAGUCUGUCUUCCACUUGGAAGAAAUGCUCGAUCGUAAAGACUAUGACUGCGUCGUACGUAUCCAAAAGGCAUUCCGUAACUGGAAGGCCAAGAAGCACUCGCUCGAACAACGUGCUCAAAUCGCUCACAUGUUCAAGGACAAAAAGGAACGUCAACGUAACUCGAUCGAGCGAAAGUUCACCGCCGACUAUAUCGACUUUGACAAUCAAUUUGGUGUCCAAGCUGCCAUGGACAAUGCCCAAAAGAAGGAGCGUAUUGUGUUUGCCGACAAUGUCACCAAGGUCGAUCGUCGUGCCAAGACCAAGCCACUCAUCUUUGUCGCCUCUGACCAAGCCAUCUACUUUGUCGAAAAGUCCAUCAAAAAGAAACAGGAAAUAUUCACUCUGCUGCGUCGUGUCGCCCUCCGUGACAUUCGUGCCGUCAGCAUCUCGACAUUGUCUGACAAUUACGUCGUCUUUGGUCUGCCCGAGUUUGACCAGGUCAUCGAGAACGACAAAAAGACAGAGUUGAUCAUCGUCCUCGUCGAGUACUACAAGAUCUUGACUGGCUCGGCCUUGAACGUCCAGUUCUCUGACAAUAUCAACUACACCCUCAAAAAGAAUGCUCAACAUGGUAUCUCUUUUUCCAAAAACGAAAUGGCCAACCCACUCCCCAUCAUCAAGAAGGGUGGCAAGGGUUUGACCGUUGGUGUCGCUACUGGUCUCCCAGCAUCCACCGACUCUACUCCUCGUAAUUACAAUCCAAAUUCAAUGGCUCAGUCGGCUCCUCGUCAACAACCACAACAAGCUGGAAGAGGAAGAGGUAUGCCUCAACAAGGUGGAAGUAGUGCUCCACAAGGAGGUGCUCAACAAGCUCCUCGUCAAAUGCCAGUCCCUCAAAUGGGUGGUGGCGCUGCUGGAGGUAAUCCAAUGGGUCGUGGAGGUUUACCACAACAAGGUGGUGCUGGUCGUGGUAUGGGUACGCCUCAACAACAACAAGGUGGUGCCGGACGUGGUAUGGGUAUGCCACAACAAGGUGGUGCUGGCCGUGGAAUGCCACAACAAGGUGGUGCAGGCCGUGGAGGUCCUCAACAAGGUGGUGGUGCUCCAAGACCAGCUCCACCAGCAGCCAAACCUGCUGCACCAAAGCUUCCAACUGCCAAGGCUCUCUAUGACUAUGAUGCCACCAGCCAGGAUGAAUUGACCUUCAAGGAAGGUGAUGUCCUUACCAUUGUUCAAAAGUCUGAUGGAUGGUGGGAGUGUGACCUGCGAGGACGUAAAGGAUGGUGUCCUGCAAACUAUUUGCAAGCCUAG
This is a messenger RNA of Cavenderia fasciculata, 3888 nucleotides long. RefSeq names its product myosin IB (gene myoB). Gene Ontology annotation, biological process: chemotaxis to cAMP; vesicle transport along actin filament; endocytosis. Gene Ontology annotation, molecular function: microfilament motor activity; actin filament binding; ATP binding. NCBI's taxonomy places the organism in Eukaryota, Evosea, Eumycetozoa, Acytosteliales, Cavenderiaceae. The transcript is spliced from 9 exons. The record is from RefSeq and is a predicted model, not a curated record. Bases 1 to 3888 code for a protein of 1295 amino acids. Gene Ontology annotation, cellular component: vesicle; myosin complex; plasma membrane.